Messenger RNA from Durusdinium trenchii, 879 nucleotides. Lineage: Eukaryota; Dinophyceae; Suessiales; Symbiodiniaceae. The record is from the annotation of a GenBank genome assembly.
AUGCCUGGUGGCCCGGGCCUGACAGCAGCAGAUCAUAUCCUAUGGACACAGAGGAUUCACAAAGAGGAAAUCAAUGCAAGAUCUCGGCCUGAUGGUUUCAGCGUUCGCGCAGCUGUGAGUGUGCCAGAUGUGCCGCGCAAAUUCAAGCCUGGCCACAUGGACCCGCGAGAAGCUUCAGGUGGUGGCUUCAAUCCGGCUACUUUAGGUUGGGAUCCCACAGGCCCAGUGACCAAGGAGUUUCGUCGCUGCAUGAACCAACACACGGCUGUCCCGCGCGAGCGGCAUUUGUUUCCAGAGACUUGUCAGCAGGAGAUUGGCUGGAUCCAGGGCAAUUGUGGUAAGCUUGCUCAUCGAAGCGAACCAGCAGGGAGCAAGCCAACACGUCUUGGAGUAGGAUGGUUGAUGAAGGAUGGGCACGGAGGGCCCAUCAACAAGUUAGCAGCUGCUAGGGCCAAUGACGCCGAUUUGGCUGCGUUGCAGGUGGACCCUGAGUGCCCCAAAACAAGAAAGUCAAAGGAUGGUAACGUCAGAGAAGAGCUUGGAGUGCCGCCUUAUGCAAUAAGCAUUCCUUGUGCUGUUUGGCCUGAGACUGUGAAUCCACCGUCCAAGUCACCUUCAAGCCGUACAAGGUCGCGGAAGCUAACGCGCGCUGGUGAGAAUCAGAUGCGGCGAGGAGGAUCCAUGCCCAACCUACAGGAUUUGCCGGAUUCAGAAAGGUUCAUAGCGCAGGAAGCGGCCUUGGGAAAAGCGAUGGAUAGAAGCCGUCGUUUCCUAAAUUGCCCCUCGAACCACUGGUACAAACCACUGAGCAACUCAGAUGUUGCCAAGUUUGCAGAUGCUUACAGCAAGGCAUGGGGUGUGAGCCUCUACGGGAAGUGA